AUGAGUGUCCGCGCAGAAAUAGGUAUGCUGGACAAUGUAGACGGUUCAUCUCAAUUCGUGUCACAAGAUACCAAGAUUAUUUGUUCUGUAACGGGUCCCAUUGAAGCAAAGGCAAGACAAGAACUGCCCACACAGCUAGCGCUAGAAAUUAUUGUACGUCCCGCAAAGGGCGUGGCCACUACUAGAGAAAAACUACUUGAAGACAAAUUGCGCGCGGUACUGACUCCACUCAUCGCCCGUUAUUGUUAUCCAAGACAACUUUGUCAAAUAACUUGUCAAAUCUUGGAAUCUGGUGAAGACGAACCGGAAUUCUCUCUAAGAGAACUAAGUUGCUGUAUAAACGCCGCAUUUUUGGGUUUAGUGGACGCAGGAAUCGCCAUGAAUAGCAUGUGCGCAAGCAUCCCAAUCGCCAUCAUGAAGGACUCAAAUGAAAUCAUUGCAAAUCCCACCGCUGAGCAGUUGAAGACAUCGGUAUCCGUUCAUUCUCUGGCCCUAGAGUUUGUCGAUGGCGGUAACGUGAUAAAAAACGUCUUAUUGCUGGAUAGCAAUGGUGAUUUCAAUGAAGACCAAUUGUUCAACGUGCUGGAGCUCGGUGAACAAAAAUGUCAAGAACUUGUCCAGGAUUUAAGAAAAAUAAUACAGGACGGAAUAUCCCCUUGUCUAGUCGUGUAA
Molecule: messenger RNA, 672 nt
Organism: Saccharomyces kudriavzevii IFO 1802
Lineage: Eukaryota; Fungi; Ascomycota; Saccharomycetes; Saccharomycetales; Saccharomycetaceae
Gene: RRP46
Product: exosome non-catalytic core subunit RRP46
Exons: 1
Coding region: 1-672 (223 amino acids)
Biological process (GO): rRNA catabolic process; nuclear mRNA surveillance; U4 snRNA 3'-end processing
Cellular component (GO): nuclear exosome (RNase complex); nucleolus; cytoplasmic exosome (RNase complex)
Source: RefSeq, a predicted model, not a curated record